GUACACUGUCACAGGAAGUCGGCCAUGUUUCUUUGUUAGAAAAUGGUCGGUUAGAGAUCAGGGCAUAGAAUUCAAGUAAACAUCUAUUUAACGAUGGCUCUUCCAAGUUUUAGAAAUAUUGCAUCAUCGCCACAGAUCGGCAGUAAAGCCAGGUGUUCUGUUCCAUCGGAAACAAAGGGGAGUAGUCCAUUUGUACAGUCUAGUCAUGGUCAUCCCAACUUCCAUCCCGUUAAAAUGGGUUCUAGACGAGAUCGAGAUAGUGGUAUUCCUAAACCACCAAAACCACCGGACAAGCCACUCAUGCCAUACAUGAGGUAUAGUCGCAAGGUUUGGGAAGGAGUGAAAGCUGCAAAUCCUGAUCUUAAACUAUGGGAAAUAGGAAAAAUAAUCGGUGGGAUGUGGAGAGAUUUAUCUGAAAUUGAUAAACAAGAAUUUAUUGAAGAAUAUGAAUCGGAAAAAUCGCAGUAUAAUGAAGCCAUGAAGGCUUACCAUAAUUCUCCCGCUUAUCAAGCUUGGGUCUCCGCUAAGAGUAAAGCUGCGGCAGAAGCAGCCAUCGAAGAAGAGGAAAGGACGUCUGAAAGAUCUGCUGAAAGACAAAGAAACUCGGCUAAGUCGAAAUUGGAAAUGCCUAGAAUUAGUAUACAGCCUGCUGAAGAUGAGGAUGAAACUGAUGACGGAUUUUCUGUAAAACACAUAGCUCAUUGUCGUUACACUAGAAAUCAUCGUUUGAUAAAUGAUAUAUUUAGUGAAAGUGUUGUGCCAGAUGUGCGUACUGUCGUAACGACAGGUAGAAUGAGCGUAUUAAAAAGACAGGUACAAUCACUGACAAUGCAUCAGAAAAAAUUGGAAGCAGAACUUCAGACUAUCGAGGAGCGCCAUGAUGCAAAGAAGCGAAAGUUUAUGGAAUCAAGUCACCAGUUUCAUGACGAUUUAAAGAAGCUGUGUGAUAGUAAACCUCAGAUAAGUGAAGAUAUGUUGAAUGGUAUGGUAACUAAGGCUAAAGAAGACAUUAAAAAUAGACAGACUCAAAUGGCGCAACAACAAGAGGAAGAAAGAAAAAAAGUAGACGAGAAAAGCAAAAAAGAAGAGGACGGACAAAAGGAUGGAGAUAAUAAAUCUAAUGAAGAUGAACGAAUAGAAGAAAUUCCCAUGGAAACUGACCAAAAUGUUGGACAAAUUCAUGCAGCAGAUAAAGUAGAAAGCGUAGAACCAGAUUCCAGUAUGCCGUCUUUAAAGGAACUUCAUGAAGAAAGUAUGCCGGCACCAGAUACAACCACUGAUAUUCCUUCUGAACAAAGUAUGAAUAAUGAUGAUAAAACAGAAAGUAGAGUACACAGUUCAACAGAAGAAAACGAGGAAGUGGAUGCUUCUAAAAAACAUGAACAAAAAGAGACCCUUGUUAAAGAAGCGACAUCAUCAAGUGACAGCGACACUAAACAAGCAGAAACAAACAGUGGAGGAAAUGAAAAAAGCUGAAAUCAAAAUCUCGUCAUAUUAACUAUUAAUAUGGAACACCUUUACAAGAAAAAGAACAUCCUUCUUGGUCGAACAUUUGAGUGCUCUUAAAGUAGCUAAGUCUCUAACUCAGUAUCAUAUCAUCCAAAUGUUUCGACAUCGAAAACACAAAUUGUUUGUCAAGUUAAAUCAACAUUGAUGUUGUGAUCUUACUGGGAAAAGAUGGGCUUCUGAUAUCCAAUAUUUAAGACAAAAUAAACAUUUUAUCAUUGGUACACAAAUCGUGUACCAUAAUGUGUUUCAGCGCCAUUUGUAACAAGGGACUCAAAGAACAAGGCUAGACAUGGCAAACGGUGACAUCAUAUUCUUAUCUGGAGAGCAUGCACAAUAACCAGACGCUAGAGAAUGCCAUUAAAUUGAGACUUCAGACGUAUUUCGCCGAACAUAACUGAUUAGAAAUUAUAGUAAAAACAGAAACGAUUGAAUGUAAAUCAGUUUAUAUACGGUACAUUCAUAUUACAUUAUUAUAUGCGUUGCUACCCAUUUAUGUCCAUUUCUAGGUCCCAUGUUAUGUAUUAGCGAUUUAGCUCCUUUAAAUGUAUUGCAACCAUAAUUGUACUGAUUGUUGUUUGGUCAUUAGAGAUAGGGAGGUUAAUAGUGUUUAUUAUUAUAUGUUAAUUACCACGAUUGAGAGUAUCAGCACUGAAUAUUCACUAGGCCAAUACAAUUACUGAAAGGGAUGACAUUGGUGCAGGUUAAUUAGCUCGCAAUAUUAACCUUUUUUCCUUUGCCAAUUAAAUUCUAGAACAUUGUUUUGAAGUAAUAGAAAAAUAAUGAAAGGUAUUUGAAGUAUAUCUGGAUAAAAAUAUUUCCUAUUUAGUGUAAAUGGGUAUAUAAAAUGAGUAAAAGGCACCAUUCUGCCCGAAACAGUCUAUGCUACUACACUAUGUCAUGUUAACAAAUGAUGCAUCAUUGAGCCAGUGAUCGAGGUCGUAUUUGAUAUGAUGUAACAUGUAGAAGGUGUACUUGAACUUAUAAAGAUCAGUCAUUUUAUACAGAGUUGGAAGUAUGCUUUCGGAAUAUUGUACUUGUCUAAUUGUGGUAUAAUUCUUGUAUUUACUGUAAUUAAUGUAAGGUAUAAAGAUAUCUUAAACUACCAUUUCAGAUGGAUUCCCUGGUUGUAUGUGACAGGGAGUAGGGUCGUCUGUCCACUGUCCAGUCUUGUGGGUUUCCUCUGGGUCCUGCGAUUUCCUCCCACUGCUAAAGACCCCUAAGCGCAAUCAAAUUAUUGAAAUAAAGUUGAACCAUGUGUUAGUCCCAAAAUGACCUAGUUUGUGUCGAGUGGAGACUAAACCUCAUCUCUCUCUCAGAGGGCCUGGUAAGGGACAACAUAUAGUCAUUCGUAUUAGACGGAAUAUCAAGGUCCUGUGUAUACAUUGGCGUGCACGUAAAAGAUCCCUUUGCAGUCAGAAGUCGAUAAAAGAGUAGGUAGUAUUGCUUCUUUCCAGGCAAAAUGUCCAUCAUAGCACAUUGUGCAGCAUAUGCCUGCCUUCAUUAGCUCAGUCCAAGUAGGGCAUUAAACCCCAUUUCAUUUUAUUUUCAUUUUGAUCCGAGUCGUAUAAUCAUAAUCAUUUUGAUCCGAGUCGUAUAAUCAUGAUUCUAGCAACACACAAGCAUGGAAUUACAUAAUAAAAGUAAUCCAUUAUCACCACAUUUUCAUAUUUUUAUUUUGCUUUAUUAGAAAUAAAUAUCAUUUCUCUUUCAAAAAAAAAAAAGGACAGUCAUGAUAUUUUUUGUUUUCUGAUAUUAAACAGUUUAAAAGAUAA
Messenger RNA from Patella vulgata (common limpet), 3281 nucleotides. RefSeq names its product SWI/SNF-related matrix-associated actin-dependent regulator of chromatin subfamily E member 1. The transcript is spliced from 2 exons. The record is from RefSeq and is a predicted model, not a curated record. Gene Ontology annotation, molecular function: nuclear receptor binding; nucleosomal DNA binding. Gene Ontology annotation, cellular component: SWI/SNF complex. Gene Ontology annotation, biological process: negative regulation of DNA-templated transcription. The coding region runs from base 94 to 1476 and encodes 460 amino acids. NCBI's taxonomy places the organism in Eukaryota, Metazoa, Mollusca, Gastropoda, Patellidae.